GGAAACGUCCGCUGUAGCACUUACACUGCGAACACCGAGUCACGCUCACACAAUGCGGGCCCACGGCCAGAGACCGCACUCAGUCGCGUCCCACGUCAACAGCGACCCGACUACGCGCUCUCAGAUGAUGCGGUAGUCCAAACUGUGGCACGGUUCAGGAUCGCGAGCUGCGGUCACACGUCAUAAAAGGGACGUUGGGCUGUGAAAGUCUUUGACUGGACUUCAGCACUGAGGAAUCUCCAGAAUCGACCAGACCGACUCCGUGAACCAGGCCACUCACCAUCUUACUCUGAAUUACUGCGCGCACACACACACACACACACCCCUCUGCUCAGUUCAAAUUCCUUAGCUGCAAGGCAGUGUGACCAGAAACUCAAUAGCUUAAGAGUGAGCGUGACAGACUGCUGUGUGUGUUUCUGGUAGCAGACUUCCCGAUGGCUGUCCGAUGCGUUCGGUGUGUGUGUGUGUGUGUUAUGGCACUGCUGGCGGUGAUUGGGGUGUGUGAGCCCCUGGCCUCGCCUGCCGUGGCGGCCUCCUCCUACGGCGAGCGCGGCUCGGACCUGGGCCUGCAGGUGUUUGGGCAGGUGGCCCAGGCCUCCCCCCAGGACAACGUCCUGCUCUCCCCCCACGGAGUGGCCUCCAUACUGGGCAUGCUCCUGCCCGGCGCCCACGGCAACACCCGCACCCAGCUCCUCAACGGCCUGCGCUACAAGAAGAACGGCCCUUAUAAGAUGCUGCGUAAGCUGCACAAGGCCCUUACGGGCCGACCCAAUGCUGAUGUGGUGGUCAUCGCCAACGGCCUCUUUCCCCAGAGUGGCUUCGACAUCAAACCCGACUUCCUGUCUGCAAACAGGGAGAACUUCCUGUCUGAGAGCCACGCCCUGGACUUCAGCCAACCCCAGCAGGCCGCAGCCACCAUCAACGACUGGGUCAGCAACCGCACCAGGGGCCACAUCCCCAGCCUGGUGAGUGAGGACAUGCUGGACCCCAGUAUGACGCGGCUGGUGGUGGUCAACUGCAUCUAUUUUAAGGGGCUGUGGAAGUCUCGCUUCCAGCCGCAGAACACCCGGCCCAGGCCCUUCACCAGGCCCGACGGAACCACCACCAAGGUGCCCAUGAUGUCUCAGCUGUCUGUCUUCAACAUCGGGCUGAUGGCUACGCCGGAGGGGCUGAAGUAUAAGGUGAUUGAGCUGCCGUACCACGGUGACAGUCUGAGCAUGCUCAUUGCGCUCCCAGCUGAAGAGGACACACCCCUGGCAGCCAUCUUGCCACAUAUCUCCACGGCAACUGUGCAGAGCUGGACCAAUCAGAUGGCCCAGAGGAAGAUCCGCCUCCUUCUGCCCAAGUUUACAGUUGAAGCAGAGGUGGAUUUGGAGGCUCCUCUCUCCGCUCUGGGCAUUUCAGAUCUCUUCAGCGAGGACAAGGCUGAUUUCCGCCACCUGAGUGAGGAACCUGUGUUUGUGUCCAAAGCUUUGCAGAAAGCCAAGAUUGAGAUUAACGAGGAUGGAACCAAAGCUGCCGCAGCAACUACUGCGAUCCUGUUGGCCCGGUCCUCCCCACCAUGGGUCAGUGUGGACAGACCAUUCCUGUUCUUCAUCCGCCACAACCCCACAGGAACUAUUCUCUUCACCGGCCAGAUCAACGAGCCUUGAGCCAGUGGCGGACCUUCGCGCGCAGGCACACACACACACACACACACACACACACACACAUACACACACACACACACACACACACAAUCCCAUUGGCAUGAGGAGUCCUUAUUUCACGGAGUCUGGAGUCUGGCAUAGACUCUGAUUUUGCUCUGACUUGUGCAUUUUACCCUGACAUGUGCAUUUGUGCUUCUUGACCUCUUCUGUCUGCUAAUAGCUAAAAUGUUCACACUCACUCACACAUACACAUACAGACACACACGCGCGCGCACACACACAUAAACACGCAGGUCAUAUUGCACAUUUAGCUUUUUAAAAAAUGUGCUGUUUCAUAGGACAUGCCCAUGGUUCAUCACAGUGCUUUUCCAUUUGUGCACACCUACCAUGUCUAAUGUAUUUUAAUAUAUAUCCCAUUAUCUAACACCCAACUCGAGGAGAGGGAUCUUUUGCUUGUGUAACUAACUGUAGUGUUCGUUUUAUUGUUUUUAAUACCUUAAGUUUUAUAUUCUGUCCUGUCUGUGUUUAUCUAUCAUUUUAUACACUUUGACGAAAAGGCCUUUAAUAUAACAUUGUUAGAUUUGCCUGACAUGUUCAAGAUGACUACACACUAGCCGGAUUGUACACAGUGUGUGAUAUUUAAUAAAGUAGGCUUUUUCAUUUUGGA
Alosa sapidissima (American shad) is the source of this 2316-nucleotide messenger RNA. RefSeq names its product serpin peptidase inhibitor, clade E (nexin, plasminogen activator inhibitor type 1), member 2 (gene serpine2). Gene Ontology annotation, molecular function: serine-type endopeptidase inhibitor activity. Gene Ontology annotation, biological process: negative regulation of endopeptidase activity; negative regulation of plasminogen activation. The record is from RefSeq and is a predicted model, not a curated record. The transcript has 9 exons. The coding region runs from base 435 to 1652 and encodes 405 amino acids. NCBI's taxonomy places the organism in Eukaryota, Metazoa, Chordata, Actinopteri, Clupeiformes, Clupeidae.